GUCACCGCGCUACAGCCAAACGCCGAGAGUCAAAGCAUUUAUUUCUCUGAUCGCACGUGUUGUGUUGCUAGCUCAACGCAAACGUACGUUUCAGAUUAUUAUUAGUUAAUAGUGGUGGAAUUUAUUUUGUAAACCCAGUGAUUUUGGCUAAUUUGCGGUAAUUCAUUGUAGAGCCUAGGGAAAACAUUAAUAUACAGCCAUGAAGCCAGGAUUUUCCCCUAGAGGUGGCGGUGGACGCGGGGGUCGUGGAGGCGGUGGCGGACGCGGAGGUGGUGGUGGUCGCGGUGGCGGUGGUGGUGGUGGUGGUAGAGGAGGAUUUGGUGGUCGUGGCGGCGGAGGUGGUGGUGGCCGCGGUGGUUUUGGUGGUCGUGGGGGUGGCCGAGGAGCUGGUGGCGGACGUGGCCGCGGUGGUCCUGGUGGUCGUGGAGGUGGAGCAAAGGGAGGUGGUUUCAAAGGAGGCAAAACUGUUGUUAUCGAACCUCAUCGUCAUGAGGGAGUGUUUAUUGCCCGUGGCAAGGAAGACGCACUAGUAACCCUAAAUCUGGUGCCUGGAUCGGAAGUUUACGGAGAGAAGCGAAUUUCAGUAGAGACCAACGGGGAAAAGAAUGAAUACAGAGUGUGGAAUCCUUUCCGAUCGAAGUUGGCCGCUGCGGUAUUAGGAGGAGUAGAUAAAAUUCACAUGCCACCAGGCUCGAAAGUGCUCUAUUUAGGCGCAGCUUCUGGAACAACAGUUUCGCACGUGUCAGACAUCGUAGGACCGGAAGGACUCGUAUACGCAGUCGAGUUCUCACAUCGUUCCGGCCGUGAUCUGUUAAACGUUGCUAAGAAGCGAACCAAUAUCAUCCCCAUCAUUGAAGAUGCUCGCCAUCCACAUAAAUAUAGAAUGCUGGUCGGCCUUGUGGAUACCGUCUUCGCCGACGUUGCACAGCCUGAUCAGGCCCGUAUCGUGGCCCUGAAUGCUCAUCAGUUCCUACGGAAUGGUGGUCAUUUUGUGAUUUCCAUUAAAGCAUCCUGUAUCGACUCGACAGCCGUUCCGGAAGCAGUAUUUGCAGCGGAAGUAAAGAAAUUACAGGCAGAGAAAUUGAAACCCCAGGAACAAAUCACCCUUGAACCCUAUGAGCGAGAUCAUGCAGUUGUCGUAGGCGUGUAUAGACCUCCACCAAAAAAUGCAGCGUAAUUCGUUGCAAACAUUUUAGUGGUUAAAUAUACUUUUUAAUGCUAGCUAGCUUCCUCAUACGGUCUGCAAUGAGCGAUCGUAUUCAGGAUUCCAAAAGCAAAAUUACGCGUAAAGAUAGGUUGCAGAGACAGUGUUUAUUCUUACAACUUUAUGUGACAUACAACAAAACAGAAUGAAUAAUAUACAACAAAAUUAACUAUUAAA
Toxorhynchites rutilus septentrionalis is the source of this 1381-nucleotide messenger RNA. It is a transcript of the gene Fib, whose product is annotated as rRNA 2'-O-methyltransferase fibrillarin. The transcript is spliced from 3 exons. NCBI's taxonomy places the organism in Eukaryota, Metazoa, Arthropoda, Insecta, Diptera, Culicidae. Gene Ontology annotation, cellular component: Cajal body; small-subunit processome; nucleolus. Gene Ontology annotation, molecular function: rRNA methyltransferase activity; RNA binding; histone H2AQ104 methyltransferase activity. Bases 200 to 1177 code for a protein of 325 amino acids. Gene Ontology annotation, biological process: rRNA methylation; box C/D sno(s)RNA 3'-end processing. The record is from RefSeq and is a predicted model, not a curated record.